Molecule: messenger RNA, 1599 nt
Organism: Fusarium pseudograminearum CS3096
Lineage: Eukaryota; Fungi; Ascomycota; Sordariomycetes; Hypocreales; Nectriaceae
Exons: 10
Coding region: 1-1599 (532 amino acids)
Biological process (GO): transmembrane transport; carbohydrate transport
Cellular component (GO): membrane
Molecular function (GO): carbohydrate:proton symporter activity
Source: RefSeq, a predicted model, not a curated record
AUGACGAUACAUGGCAUGUUCAAGCGCAUCGUGCGCAACGAUGCCAUCCGCGUUGAUCCUCCAGAAAUUUACAACUGGCGAGUAAUCGCCUUGACAGCUUCGGCAUGUUUCGCCGGAGCCCUAUUCGGAGUUGAUGCCGGUAUCAUUGGUGGUGUCCUGGCUAUGCCGGACUUUCAGAGAGAGUUUGGUCUCAACAAUCGUUCUGAUCAAGCACGCGCUGACCUUGCUGGUAAUCUGGUCACUACUAUGCAAGCCGGUGCCAUUGGCGGAGCUCUCCUCUCAAGUCCCUUUGCAGAUCGCAAGGGCCGUAAACCCGCUCUUCUUCUUGUCGCCAUCACGGGGUUUAUCGGUGGAAUUAUGCAAGCAUUUUCCUACGGCCAUCUUUCAGCAUUCUAUAUUGGACGCUUCAUCGAGGGUCUUGGCCUCGGUGCAGGAACAAUGCUCGCACCAACCUAUGUCUCUGAAAACUCACCCCGUGCUAUUCGUGGCUUUCUCGUCGGCUUCUUUCAACUUCUCCUCGUUCUCGGAGGCAUGACGGCCUAUUUCAUCAACUAUGGCUCCCUUCUGCACCUCCCUGGCAAAGCAACUUGGAUGGUUCCCCUCGGGUGCCAAUCCAUCUGUCCAGCGCUUCUCUUUUUUAGCAUGAUAUUCUGUCCGGAAUCACCUCGAUGGCUUGCUUCUAGGGAUCAGUGGGAAAAGGCUGGCGCCGUGCUAUCCGACGUGAGGAAGUUGCCUGUUGAUCAUGCGUAUAUUCAGCAGGAGUUGUUGGAGCUCAAGACGCAGAUUGAUCAGGAGAAGGCGGUCAUGCAGGAUACUGGGUUUUGGGCACUGCAGAAAGAGUGCUGGACGCUACCAUGGAACAGGAAGAGGGCACUUUUGACGGUUGGUAUAGUCACGUUAGGACAGUGGACAGGUACCGGCGCUAUCAACUACUACGCCCCGACUAUCUUUAAAGAUCUAGGACUCUCGAGUACCACAACAGCGUUAUUCGCACAAGGUAUCUACGGUGUAGUCAAGGUCGUGACAUGCUUGAUCUUCAUAUUCUUCCUGGCUGAUUCCCUUGGUCGUCGUAAAUCAUUUAUGAUCGGCGGUGCCAUUCAAGCAUUUUGCAUGUUUUUCAUCGGCUUUUACCUUCGUUUCGGUCCUGAGCCUGGAGAGAAUGAUCAUCCCCCUCCAGCGGGUAUUGCCGCACUGGCGAUGGUGUACAUCUUUGCCGCGGCUUUCAAUAUGAGUUGGGGACCAGUCUCCUGGAUUUACGUGUCCGAGAUCCCUACGAAUCGCCUACGUGCAUACAACGUCGCGCUGGCAUCAUUCACCCACUGGGUCCACAACCUUGCCGUGUCCAAGUCAACCCCAGUCAUGCUUCUGCACGAUCCGUACCGAGCGUACUUUAUCUUUGGAUCUUUCAACUUUUUCAUGGCCGUUGUCGCGUACUGGAUCCCCGAGACCAAGGGUAUCUCGCUUGAGCGUAUGGACGAGGUGUUUGGGAUUGCAGAUUUCUCCAAGGUCGAGGAUGUGGGCAUCGCUGCGAGCCGUGCGAAGAGAAUCGACGAUGAGAAUGUGGAGGAUGUCCAGACUGAUAGGCCAGUCAAGUCAUGA